This is a messenger RNA of Coccidioides immitis RS, 396 nucleotides long. RefSeq lists its product as uncharacterized. The record is from RefSeq and is a predicted model, not a curated record. NCBI's taxonomy places the organism in Eukaryota, Fungi, Ascomycota, Eurotiomycetes, Onygenales, Onygenaceae. Bases 1 to 396 code for a protein of 131 amino acids. The transcript is spliced from 2 exons.
AUGUCUUGCAACCACCUUGAUUUCCUCCUUGCAAAAGCCUUUAGAAGUCGUAAUCCUUCCAGGGAGUCGCGGUUAACGCCGAGGAUAAGCUACGACAUUAGUCAACGUUAUCCAUGUCCUGCACUUGUGGACCUAACGCAUAUCUGUCGACCAAUGAGGCUGCACCUGAGACAAUGGAACAAUAGAGGUUACACUUCAUCUUCGCCAUUUGCCGUGCAGCAGGACGGCAAGUAUGAGAGUCGCAGGCCGAAACCAUCACCGAGUGAGAAGAGACUUGACUAUGAGAAGCCAAGUGCAACAGAAUCCACUAUUGGGUCGAUGUCGGAGCAGCUCGUUAGCCUGGGAGCUGCCGGGACGAAAUCUGUUGCGAUGUUUAGAGAACCUCAAACACCCUAA